This is a messenger RNA of Thalassophryne amazonica, 3691 nucleotides long. Its product is annotated as protein-glutamine gamma-glutamyltransferase K-like. The record is from RefSeq and is a predicted model, not a curated record. Gene Ontology annotation, biological process: peptide cross-linking. Lineage: Eukaryota; Metazoa; Chordata; Actinopteri; Batrachoidiformes; Batrachoididae. The transcript is spliced from 14 exons. The coding region runs from base 189 to 2528 and encodes 779 amino acids. Gene Ontology annotation, molecular function: protein-glutamine gamma-glutamyltransferase activity.
UCCUCCCAAUUCCAAAGACAUGCAGGUUAGGUGAAUUGCAGACUUUAAAAUGACUGUAGGUGUGAGUGUGUUUAUCUAAGUGUUGCCAUGCAAUAGACUGCCAUCCUGUCCCAGGUGAACCCUGCCUCUCACCCUAUGACUGCCGGGAUAGGCUCCACCCCCCAUGACAGUUGAUUGGAGUAAGCAGAAUGUCUGAAGAGCGAAGGUCAGUUAGAGAGCGAUCCACAGUGGGUCGAUUUCCAGAGAUUCUUGGAUCUACAGAGGAAGACAAAGAAGAACCAGAAAAAGAAAGUAAAACUGAAGAAGGUGUAUGUUGGCGGUGGCUGCGUCGUAACUGCCCUUGCUGCUUUCCCGCGUCAGAUGCCGAUACUUUGGUCACAACGAUCGAUGACACUGAGAAGGAUGACACGAAACCUGAUGAGAAGCCUGGGACCACCGACAGUGACCUUGAUGAACUUCUGAAAGUACAAUCGAUAGAUCUGAUGAAAAGCCAAGCAGAGCAGAACCGACUGGAACACCACACAAACCUCUACCAAAGUGAUGACUUUAUCAUCCGUAGAGGUCAGAAUUUUCACAUGUGGGUCACCCUGUCUCGAGCUUUUGAUCCCAGCACAGACAAACUUCACCUCGAACUUCAAACAGGUACUCUGCCAGCAGUGGCAAAAGGAACUCAUGUCAUUGUGCCUUUGGUGGAGGAUUUUGGAGACAGCACUUGGGAAGCUAUUAUUGUCAAAACGGACGGCAACAGAUUAAAGUUGCUGGUGAACUCUCUACCAACAGCUGUCAUUGGUCGAUACCGACUCACGGUGGAAACAAGUUGUCCAAAAGGGAAGGCCAGCUCCACAUAUGACCCUGCUAAUGACAUCUACAUGUUGUUCAACCCCUGGUGCGAAGAUGACACAGUGUUCAUGGAUGAUGAGGAUGAGAGGAAGGAAUAUGUGCUGAAUGAUGUUGGUUUAAUUUACUACGGCACAGAGAUUCAGAUAGCAGUCAGAACCUGGGACUUUGGACAGUUUGAUGAAGGGAUUCUUGCUGUUUGCUUCUUUGUCCUGGAAAAGAGUGGAACACUACCAUCUGGUUGGGGAGACCCAAUUAAUGUGGUGCGAGUUAUCUCAGCCAUGGUAAACUCUCCUGAUGAUUACGGUGUCCUGGAAGGGAACUGGUCUGGAGACUAUUCAGAUGGAACGUCUCCAACAGUUUGGAGUGGCAGUGUUGAAAUACUGAAGGACUACCAUAAAUACAAAGGCACCCCUGUUAAAUAUGGGCAGUGUUGGGUGUUUGCUGGUGUUGUUACGACUAUACUACGAUGUUUAGGCAUUCCCAGUCGUCCUGUGACCAACUUCAGGUCAGCUCACGAUACAGAUGUCUCUUUGACAACUGAUGUAUACUUUGAUGACAAUCUGGAGCCUUUAGCGUACCUCAAUGCUGACUCAAUCUGGAACUUUCAUGUGUGGAAUGAUUGCUGGAUGGCCCGUACAGAUUUACCUCCUGGCAUGGGGGGCUGGCAGGCUGUUGAUGCCACACCUCAGGAGACAAGCCAGGGGAUCUUCCGAUGUGGGCCUGCUUCUCUGGCAGCUAUCCGCAAUGGUCAGGUCUACCUCAAACAUGACUCUCCAUUUGUGUUUGCUGAGGUGAACAGUGAUAAAAUAUACUGGCAAAGAAAUUCAUAUGGGACCUUCACUCAGUUUCACAGUGAGAAAAACUCAGUGGGUCACUACAUCAGCACCAAGGCUGUUGGGUCUGAUAAGCGCAGUGACAUCACUCACCUUUACAAACACCCUGAAGGCUCAGAGGAAGAACGUAUUGCCGUGGAAAGAGCCUGCCGUUAUGGCUCCAAAUCAGAGGCCUAUUCUGCCCCUAAAGCAGAGGAUGUUUCUGUGGAAGUGACCAUGGAUGGUGAAGGGCCACAAAUGGGAAGGGAUGCAGAGUUGACCAUUGUGCUGACAAACAGCAGCUCAGAGCAUCGACAAGUCAUCCUGCACAGCCAGGUGUCAGUCAUGUACUACACAGGAGUGCACAAAGCUGUAGUCAGAAAGGACAGGAUGGAGGUGGACGUGCCAGCCAAUGAUGUUAACGUUCUGGACUGGAUCCUGGAGUAUAACCACUACAAGGACAAACUCGUGGACCAGGCGGCACUGAUGCUGACACUGUCGGGCAGGGUCAAAGAAACACAGCAGGUCCUCGCCACUCAGUUCAGUUUCAGACUCAAGUUGCCAGACCUCAUCAUAAAACCCAUCGGAAUGGCCAAAGUUGGGCAAAAGAUGGCAGCAGAAAUUUCAUUUACAAACCCGCUACCACGGAUGCUGAAAGCUGUGAUAUUUCACGUGGAAGGAAUUGGACUCAUGACUCCUCGAAUGAUUAGUUAUGGUGAUAUUGGCAGAUAUGCUUCAGUGUGUCUAACGGAACAUUUCGUCCCCACCCUUCCCGGACGGAGGAAAUUGCUGGCUUCUCUAGACUGCAAAGAGCUCACUCAGGUUCACGGUGUAGUGGACAUCAUCGUGCAGGAAAAAAAUAAUGUGCUUGUAUAAAAAUUUCCAAACUGUGCCACUUUGACAGUGAAUGUUUGACACCAAAUUACUGCUCUUCCCCCACUGUGAAGUAUUUUCUCAUGAACUUUACAGCAUAUAGAUAUACGUAUAUUGAGAAUUACACAGGCUUGACACUAUGCUUCUACUUUUAUUUCCAAACAAUUUUCAAAACAAAGGCAAGAAACCUAUUUACAAAAUAUACUGGAAUCAUAUUUUUGUGAUUUCAUCUGAAAAUAUUAACUCUUUGGAAUUUAUAAAACUCAGUUUUAGUCACCACAUUCCGGUCUUAGGCCAGGCUCUCAUUGCUAAGACACCUACAUGUGUACUUUUUUAGUGAGGAAAAAAAUAGUUACCUAAAUCAGGACCUGAAAACAAGUGUAAUCAGUGUGUGCAACCUUUUUGGUAGAAUGGCCUAAGCAGUGGGUCACCCCUUUGAGUCUGGUCUGCUUGAGGUUUCUUCCUCAAUAUCAUCAGAGGUACAGUUCGAUGAGACACACAGCUCCAUGAGGGAGGCAGCUCAAUGAAGAGCUCUGAGCAGUCCACACCACUCCGUUCAUUGCUCUGGCAAAAGCAUAUAUGUUUAUGAUAUCUCAGGAGCAAACGUAGGUGAGGAUAGUGACAGAAACCUGCCUCCUGAUUAUUCACUGCAAUGUCAAUCAAUACCACAAAUCCCAUAAAAAAAAAAAAACAUUUUGCCCUCUUCAGAACAUAAGACAGUUUUGAGAUUUUACUAUACAUUUUAGCUUUGUGGAAAAGUGUGGCCAUAACCACGGGAGUACUGCAUCGACUGUAUGAAGACGUGCUGUGGGUGGCAUGCUCACAAGCAUUUGUGUCAUGGAGCUCAUCAACAAUAAUAAUAGAAAACAAGGAAUUUUGCCUCUUAUUUUAAUAAAUUAGACCAGAUUUCCUCAUUUUUAGAAUCAAGUUGGAAAUUGCAAAAAAUCUGCAAUGGGAGCUUGGCUUUAGUCAAAAUUGUAUGAUGCAUUUAUGAUUCCUGUUCUAUCAGCUGAAGAUACACUGUGGCAACUUCAGCAAAGGUGCUUUUGAUUUUAGGAUGAAAUCACAAGUGUGCAAUUCUAUUCUUUGUUUUUGUUUUGUUUCAUAAAAGUAGCAACUUAAAUGCUGUUGUACCCCAAGAGUAGUAUUUAUUGAUUAAAUGUUAU